Leptopilina boulardi is the source of this 6714-nucleotide messenger RNA. RefSeq names its product protein kibra (gene kibra). The record is from RefSeq and is a predicted model, not a curated record. Gene Ontology annotation, cellular component: cytoplasm. The transcript has 13 exons. Gene Ontology annotation, biological process: cell migration; regulation of hippo signaling; negative regulation of organ growth. NCBI's taxonomy places the organism in Eukaryota, Metazoa, Arthropoda, Insecta, Hymenoptera, Figitidae. Gene Ontology annotation, molecular function: molecular adaptor activity; kinase binding. Bases 889 to 4914 code for a protein of 1341 amino acids.
GUGACUUGAGGGUCGGGGGAAGCUUUCUUUGGCGUUUGAACCAUUACUAGGUGAAGAAGCGGGGGAAGGUAUAGGCAGUUGCAAGCAUUGCCAAGCGCACAUGAACGUUCGGUUCGUCAGGCAUGUUUCGAACACUAAACAUGCUGCUCGUAGCUGCUGAGAAAAAGUAUAUACAAUCGGAAUUUGUGCUCUCUCUCUCGUUGUUGUAAGCGGUGGUUCUCAGCUAUACUUUUCACUCGUAUUCACAAAAAAAAGUUACUAAAAAUUAUUAAAUAUAUAGUAUUGUUAUAAUUGUAACUGCCUUAUAAAAGAAAUAGUUCUGUGCCUUAAAAAAAAAAAAAGGAAUUGUGUGCUCCAAUGUAUAAUAGACCCAAGUGAUAUAAGUGAAAGCGUGUUCCAAUAUUUUAAAGUGACAAACUUUAAGAAGCUGACAGUUGCGAUAAAAAGACAUGAAAAUGUUGUAUAAUGCUUCACUUAAUGCAGCGAGUCGAAUAUUUGUUAAGGAUAAAAUCAGAUAAAAGAAUUUGACAAGUGCUACUGUAAAAAAAAAAAAAAGAAGAAUAGUGUUUUUAAAUCUGUUUGUUAAAAAUAAGAAAAACAUGAGAGUCAAAUUAUCGCUUAUUCAAUUAAAUAUGAAGGACACUUGUGAGAAUGAAAAACAUAUAAAAUGAAGGUUUUUAUUGUUUUUGGAAAAUAGGUGCGAUUAAGUUUUGAUAAGUGUUUAAAAGUGUACCUUGAUGGUUUUCAUUAAAAAGUGCCAUUUGUUAAUUUGUGUUGAUUUUACGUGAGUUUCAAGUAUCAUGUUAACGGUGGAAUUCCGCUUGAGAGGAAUCUGAAGGCGGGGACUCUGACGUCACUCCUCUCAUGAUAAUGAGAGUGCAGUGAAAUAUGCCAAGGAGACGGAAUGGGGAGAUACCACUUCCGGAAGGGUGGGAUGUCGCUCAGGACUUUGAUGGGAAAGUGUACUUCAUUGACCACAAUACAAGGAAAACAACGUGGAUCGAUCCUAGAGAUAGAUUCACGAAACCCCAAACAUUUGCAGACUGCAUUGGUAAUGAACUUCCAUUGGGUUGGGAGGAGGCCUAUGACAAACAUGUUGGUGCCUACUAUAUUAAUCAUGUCAACCAAACCACACAACUUGAAGAUCCAAGGCAAGAAUGGCGUGCCAUUCAAGAAGCCAUGCUUCGAGAGUACUUGCAAACAGCUCAGGAUGUACUCGAGGCGAAGAAGGAAAUUUAUGAUGUUAAGCAGCAAAGGUUGUGUCUUGCACAGGACGAAUAUAAUCACCUAAACAAUGCCCUAACUACACUCGGUGCUUCUAGAACCAGUUUGUGUUCUAGUUCGAGUUCAUUGAGCACCAAAUAUGAUCCAGAUCUACUUAAAUCUGACGUGGCACUUGCCAGGAGUCGAGUUUCACGAUUGAAAAGAGAAUUGGAGCAGAUUCGCGCAGAGAUGAAUUGCACUCAACGAGGAGUUGAUACUUUGGCAAGUGUGGAACAAAAACUAAAUACUCAUAAUGGUGGUUGUUACAAUAUUACGGAAGCGCAAGCAAUUAUGUCUGAAUUAAGAAACAUUCAAAAAUCUUUAAUAUCUGGCGAAAAAGAAAAGGCCGAAUUAAUGCAAUCUUUAGCGCAAUUAAAAGAUGAAUUAACAAGGUUACAAUUGUGUGAGGGUAGUCCCGAUGCAAGUACAUUGAGUUUACCACAAGAAAAAUUGAGUACUGCAUCGCAAACUGAUCUUUCAGGUGAAAUUGUACCAAUUGGUACAAGACUUGCUGAAAUGGCACGUAUGCGAUUGCAAUAUGAUGAGGCGCGUAAACGUAUUCAACAUAUUCAACAACAAUUGGCUGAUCUAGAGGAAAAAGUAACACCAGGACAAACUGAAAGUGAUAAAGAUAAAUUAUUAUUAUUUCAAGAAAAAGAACAACUUCUUCGUGAAUUACGAAGUAUAACAUCACGAUCAAGAAGUCAGCAGGAUAUGAAAAAAAUACAAUGUGAAAUUAAACGUUUAGAACAAGAUCUGAAUAAUGCACUUGAGCUAUCAAAUAAAACAAUAACUGAUCGCGUUAGACUUCAUGAAGAGAAAAAUCUUUUACUUCAACAAUUACGCGAUGCAUUACGUUCAAUGACAAUGCUUGAGGGUCAAUUAAAAACACUCAGCGCAAGUACAUUGUCAGUGAGUAGUAGCUCAAGUCUCGGUAGCUUAAGUACAACGAGCAGUAAAGGUUCCCUCAGUUCGGGUCUUAGUUUUACUGAUAUUUAUGGUGGACCACAAUGUCUUGGCGCAGUUCAACAGGAAAGACCCGUCGAUAUGGUGGAUCUUCACAGAAGAGUUGAAAGAUUACUGAAAGGAUCAGAACAAAAUCUUGGUAAUCUUAGUACACCAUCGCCAGGUAGAUCGCAACCAAGUUUAUCGCCUAGAUCUAGUCUUUCGAGUGUAAGUCCACCAGUUUCACCGCUUUACGAAAAUGCUCCAGUGGGACCGCCACCUGCCUAUGAACAAAUUGAAUUACAAAGAAAGCAACAGCAAAGAUUAAUUGGCUUUUCCAAUACGACAACACAACAAUUCGAUCGAAAUCAAUUGGAAGAUAAAUUAGCUGAAUUACGUUUGAGCCAACAAAAUAUACAAGAACAAUUGGCAUUAAAUUCGGCGAAUACUGAACAUCUUAAAGUUAAUACACAACCUUAUAUGGAAAUGCAAUCGGGUAAUAUGUCACAAGGAAGUGGUCUUGGUAGGCCGGCAUUAAAUUUAACGCAAGAACCACCUUUAUCGCCAAUUAGUGAAACACCACCGCCAAUAGGUAUUAGAUCUAGAGCCAGUAGUUCGGGAACAAAUACAAGAUCUGUCUCGGCAGCAGUUUCCGAUGAAAGUGUCGCUGGUGAUUCCGGUGUUUUUGAAGCUUCAAAUCGACGAAGAAUGUCAGGAUUACUUGGUAUUGAUCCACUUAUUCUUGGAGAUACUAAUCUAGAAACUGCUCAAGUGCAAAUUAAACUUAGGUAUUCCGUUAGCGAUGGUCUCCUUCAUAUUGGUAUUGAGCGUGCAAGAAAUUUGGCUGCUCUAUUUAUUCCUGAAAAUUCACAAGUAUAUAUCAAAGCAGCAUUACUUCCGAUGCAGUCAUCUUUAAAUCACAUGUGCUAUACGAAACCGGUUAGUGAUUUGCGAAAGCCAACUUUCGGAGAAACGUUCCCUAUCUCUGUACCGCUAAAUAAACUGUACACGAAAACAUUGCAAGUUAAUGUUUGGUGCACUGGAGGAGAAUCAGAGGAGUGUUUGGGGUCAGCUCAAGUCUCUCUAGCUGAUUUUAGUCCUGAAAUGCUCAGUGUAAAAUGGUACAAUAUACUCUCAUUCCACUUUAUGCAACCAUCAUCAACUGCAGAUUGUAUAAAUGUCAGUACAUGUAGUAAUGUUUUUUCUGGAUUUAAACAAGGCAAACAUGAUAAACAGGAAUCUGAUUUAUCAAUGUAUCGUGGUAUACAAUCACAAAAUACAAAAGAAGAAAGUAGCGACGAAAGUACUAUUAUUAGUUCACAAACUUCAACAUUGACAAGAAAUCAAGGAUGUAAUGAAUUGCAAACUGCAGUUUCUCUAAAACUUGAGGAAUUGACUAAUUGUCUAAAAACUCAAGAUGAAGAAGACGAAGUUGAAAAUAGCGAUGAGGGUAGCAGUAGCAGUAGUAGUGAAAGUGGAAGCGAAAAUAGUGAUGAAGAAGGAAUUAUGGUUGAAUUUAUGGAGGAAAAUGUUCUUGAAGAUGUAUUGGAACAUGAGGAUGAGAAUGAAGAACAUCUUGAUGAAAUUAAUCAAACACUGGACAAAGAAACAAAUACGGAAUGCAUUUUUAUACCAGAACAGGGGAAACAGAGAAAACUUUCAGCGGCUGGAGUUGUACCUGGUGUUAUUAAUAGUGAUAAAAAUUCUAUCGUUAUCAAAAGAAGUCAAACUUUUUCACCUAGCGCAGCGGUAAACAGAAAUCAGUAUAUUUGUCGACUCAAUCGUAGUGACAGUGAUAGUAGUAUGCCACUGUACAGGAGAGGUGGGCCAUUUCAACGAAAUUCCGUUGAACGAAGAUCUUUAAGAUGGCGUCGUUCAUCAUCUGCCAUUAGUUGUAAAUCUGCAUCAAAAAAAUCAACUCAUUUACCACCGGCUGUGAGAACAUCAUUGGAUCUUGAACUUGAUCUUCAAGCUCAAAAUGCCAGAUUAAAUAAUCUUCAGGAUGAAUUAAAUAGACUUAGAAGCAUAAAGCAGAGAUUGGAGCAAGCACGUGAAAAAGGUGACACUGAUUUAGUUUCAUGGCUAUUGGAGGAUCAAAAAUUUCAAAUGUUAAUGGAACAAGCAGAAUGUGGACGUAAUGGUAAAAAUGCCGAGGAAAGAAAAGUUGAGAAAAUGUUUAAAAAGACUUCAAAAGAAAUUUACAAAUUGAGAAAAACAAAAGCUGGAAAUGGAAAACCGGAUAUAAUUUCUUUUAAAGAGAAGAUGGCAUUUUUCACUCGCGUGAACUUAAAAGUACCUGUAUUUUCUCCUGACGAUAUUCCAAAUGAAAGUAUUGGAGUUUUUCCAUCUCUACCAACGAUAUCACACAGAAGACAUGCAUCUGAACCAAUAAAUCAUCAAUCAAUUGUAGGCAUAGGAAAAGUUGACAUUCAAUGUAACAGUACACAAAAUUGUUUAUCAUCAAAUUUAUCUAGCGCAAAUAAUAAUCCAAAAACAUUUAGUGUUACACAAACGAGCACAGUUACAACAACAGCAUCAACAUCAACAAAAAAUAUUAGUAUUAUAGCGAUUGAAAAAGACAAAUCAUCAAUUCCAGAGUCGGAAAAUGAUCAAAUUGAUAAGAAUCCCGAAUCCGAAGAAUUGUCAGGAGAUGAACCUAAACGUUAUGAAUAUGUUGUCGAUAGAGUUUUAGGUGUUGAGGUUUGAAAAUAAUUUUUGAAAUGAAAAAAAGAAAAAUGUGUAACAGGAGAAAAUGAAUUCAGUGAAGUUCCAAGACUAGUCUUCUAAACGAUAUUUGAGAUUUAGACAAUGUUUACUGACGAUUAUUUUUAGAAUGUAAUUAAAAAAAAAAAUGAUAGCUCAGGGGUAAAGUGGGAUGCUGCUUACAAUUUAAAAGUGUGGUGCUGCUGAUUUAACAAAAAGUUUAUAAGCAUAUAUAAUCUUUUUCUUUAAACAAUGGCAAAGUGUACUUUCAAAAAUAUUAUAAAUUUCAAAUUAGGUGCCAUGCAAGUCCGUAUGAUGCUUAAAAUGUAAUAAUGUAAAAAGUAAUAAAAAAAAAAAAGGAAAAGGAACAAGGAGAAAUUAACUCCAGUCUUGUAUGUAGACAAUAAAUAUUGUCAAUUGACAUUAGAGUUCAAAUUUGUGAAGUAUGCCAACCAUUUUUCAGUAGUUUUAAAUUAUUAGAAUUAUUUAUAUUUAUUUAGAAUCAUUUUAAUUACAAUGUAAUUACGAAAAUUCGAAUUUGCAUUUUUUAAUUUAUUUAUUGUUUUGAACGGAAAAAAGGUCUACUAUCAUAAAAAAAAAACUAACUGGUUAACUUCACAAAUUUUCGCUUAAUAAAGCUCACUUAUAUAGUAUUUUUUUGCAUAUUGAAAGUAAAUAUAUGCAGUAAAAAAUAAAAAUUUGAUGAUUCAAAAAAAAGAGCUUAAGCUUCAAAAUGUUUUUUUUAAGAUUGUACAAAAAUCAUGAAUACAUAUUAAUAUAUAAGUAUGAUUCAAAAUGAAAUUGUAGAUAAUGUGUGAUUGGAAUUAUUAUUAUAUAUGAAUGUGUGCUUGAAGUUUGAGGCUGGAAUCCUAAAUGUGAAGCAUUAUUGUGAAAAUAAGGUACAAUCGUAUUCGUAUUUUUAAAAGCGUUCUCUGUAACAAACUAAAUUUUUCUUUUUCUUGGUAAUUAUUACGUAGUAGGAAACAUUAAUGAAAAUUGUAAAAUAGAUUUUUGUUGUGUACAGAAUAGGAUACUUAUAGAAAGCACAUUAUUUUCAGUUUUUAAAUAUAUUAGUUAAAUAUUUAAUAACAUUCAUUCAAAUUGUAGUUUUUAACUUCAUAUAUAUGUAUCAAAAUUUAAAACAUAUUUUUUAUACUCUACUUCGAAAUACUAAACAACGAGGGAUAUAAUAAUAAAAGCAGCUGGUCUGCAAUUAAUGCCGAUUUCCCUCACAAAAAGUGAAUUAUAAUAUGCGCCUCAAUUUUUUUUUCUUUUUUUUUGACUCUAUGCAACAAUGACUUUUUACUGAGACAAUAAGGAAAAAAAUGUUUUUUUCUUUUUUAAACAAAAAAAAAUGUAAAUGAAUUAUAAAUUAUUAUUAUAUUCUCGCCUAUCUACGUGCCUUUAAAUUAAAUGAUUGUUCAUACUGUAAAAAAUAAACAAUUUAAGAAGAUUUUUAUGCAUUGUGAAAAAAUUUUCAAAGUAUCUAGAGAAAGAAAAUUAGGGAUUUUAUUAUUUAUAAUUAAUAAAUACAAUUCUGUAUAAUGGAAAAUACGUCCACUAACGCUGUUGUAGAUUAACAGUAGCAUUUUUCCCCCCCCAUUUAUGAUAGUAGUAUCAUGAAAGUUUUUAUUCCCUUAAAUGUAAUAUUAUAAAUGUUUACUCAUUACGAACAAUAAUCACUGAUUUAAAUGUAAAAGGAAAUUAUUGCAGCAUUACAAAAGUGCCUUAAAAAUGUGACUUCCAAAGGAUGUAUUAUAUGUAGAUAUGAAGUAAAUUUAAUUAAUAAACCCUAAAAAUGCA